GUCUCAGGCAGCAUGCUGGAGACAGUUUUUAAACACUUGGACUCCCAGGGGACUCAUCUGUGCAGCAGCCCUAUCAAUUCCUCACAUGAUGUCUACAUUGUUCAGACAACAGAGACAGGCUUCCUCGGCCUUGUCAGCGGCCUGGCAAAGGAACUUCAGCAACUGUUCCCUGUCAAAACACAGCAUGACUUUCAGAGCUUAGCUGAAAGAGAUUCUGACGUUCUCUGGGAGGUCACUGAAGUUGAAAACAUCAGUAGUGAAGGAAGAGAAGUGAAUUUCAGCCGCAGGAAGGGAAACAAGAGUGAUGUCAAGGAUGAAACAAUUGUAAAUGGAAUUCUGAAUCCCACAGCGUGUCUCCAUUUGGGCGACGUUAUUCUGUUCACUGUUGACACGCGUCACUAUCCACAGUAUGAUCUUGACAACUUGUACAACACAAAUAGCGAUUUCGACUGGGGGGCAUUCAGACUGCUAAAAGAAGAAAUGACUCUGUCUUGGACUCAUCCCAUCUUCUUUGCGGUGGUCUUUAGCCAGCCUGGAGUAUAUGUUUUUAGUCUGAGCAGCGAUCAGCACAAACAACUGUAUGUGCGGGUGAUGCCUGCAGGCGGCCAGUGUUAUGAGCCCGGCCCCUUCUUCCCCACCAUCCCUCGUCAUGUGACCAGGGUAGGAAUCAGGAGGAGACGCAACCUGUUACUGAGGCCAGAUUGGCUGGUGACAGGAGGACUGCUAUUUGGAGCCGUGGUCAUCCUCUGUUUAUGUGUUACACUGCUGAUCCUUUUCCGUGAAUAUGGAUGGCCUGAGAAGGAGCCAAUCAGAGCGCGGUAUAGGUUGUUACAGUUGGCCUACCACAUGGACGACUACUCAUCAAAAGGUUCAAGGGUGGUCUCAGUUAAGAAGAUACACCGAAACCAACAAGCUAGAAUGACACAAGACUCCAUUCAGCCAGCCUGUGGAGAUACCUUGGAGGAAUUCUGGGAUUAUGAGCACCAAGUGGAUCUGGAGGCUUUCAGCAGCAACACCUUCUACGGCCUCCUUCUCAAACAGAGUCUGUCUGUCACCACACGGCUGGGGCAGCUUACCACUGAGGCCAGUAGCUCUUAGUUUAAAUGCUAAAACAUACAGUAUGUGAAAUGAUUGACAUUUACAUCCUCUUUUCUGUC
Etheostoma cragini (Arkansas darter) is the source of this 1157-nucleotide messenger RNA. RefSeq lists its product as uncharacterized. The coding region runs from base 13 to 1098 and encodes 361 amino acids. The transcript has 7 exons. NCBI's taxonomy places the organism in Eukaryota, Metazoa, Chordata, Actinopteri, Perciformes, Percidae. The record is from RefSeq and is a predicted model, not a curated record.